UAUUUUUGGUUGCCUUCAUGGUUUUGACAGAUUGAUGCUCAUACUGGUAAUGUUAGCGAUCUUGCUUUCUCUCACCCAAACAAACAACUAUGCGUUAUAACUUGUGGGGAGGACAAGACUAUUAAGGUCUGGGAUGUUGCCACUGGUUCUAAGCAGUACACUUUCGAGGGUCAUCAGUUACCUGUUUAUUCUAUGUGCCCACAUACUAAGGAAAACAUUUAGUUCACCUUUUCGACGGGUACUGAUGGGAAGAUUAAGGCAUGGUUGUAUGAUAAUUUGGGUUCAAGAGCUGAUUAUGAUGCCCCAGGACAUUCUUGCACAACAAUGGCUUACAGUGCUGAUGGGACAAGGUUGUUCUCAUGUGGGACUAGCAAGGAAGGAGAAUCAUACAUUGUAGAAUGGAAUGAAAGUGAAGGAGCUGUCAAGCGGACAUAUCAUGGUCUUGGGAAGCGGUCUGUUGGGGUUGUGCAAUUUGAUACAACAAAAGACAGAUUUCUGGCUGCUGGUGACGAGUUUGUAAUCAAAUUUUGGGACAUGGACAAUGUUAACCUCUUGACAACUACUGAUGCAGAGGGUGGAUUACCGGCUUCGCCUUGCAUUCGGUUUAAUAAGGAAGGAACACUGUUGGCUGUCUCAACAAGUGAGAAUGGUGUCAAGAUUCUUGCAAAUUCUGACAGUGUUAGGCUUCUGCGUUCCAUUGAAAGUCGUGCACAUGCUUCUAGAAUGGCUUCUGAGAGUGCUGCAAAAGCCCCCAUAAUUGGUACAUUUUGUGCUUCCAGUUCAGCUGCUAGAACAAAUGUUGGUGUUGCAGAUAGAAAUGCUCCAGCGAUCCCUAUGAUUACACUGAAGUCUCCCUACGAUGGAAUCAGCCCUUGCAAACCCACAUGAAGAUAUCGAAAAAGAGGCGAUACCUGUGUCAAUUAUGGGAUGAUAAGAUGUACCAGGAGAAAUGUCAGAAAAACAAGGAAAAUCGGUUUGAGCUUAAAGUCCUCCAUACAGCUGGCUCAAAGGCAUUUAGAAAGGUGCAAUACGAUGAGCGAGACAAGGAUGGAAAGGAGCUUGGACUUGUUGAUUUGUAUCACAAGACACACUUUAGUCAGAAAAGGCAAGCAUGGGUCCAUAAUGAAGCUGAAGUUAGACAU
This is a messenger RNA of Camellia sinensis, 1142 nucleotides long. The record is from RefSeq and is a predicted model, not a curated record. NCBI's taxonomy places the organism in Eukaryota, Viridiplantae, Streptophyta, Magnoliopsida, Ericales, Theaceae.